AUGAAGCUAAUUCUAUACUUCCUUGCUGUGAUUCAUGGGUACAUUCUUCCAGAUCUUCCUAAAACUCUUCCUCCCUUGGGGUCUACAGCACGAGAAUACACCUUUAAUAUUACUCGUAGUUACGCCAACCCUGCUGGCUUUUAUAGGAGUGGUUUCUUGAUAAAUGGGCAGUCACCUGGCCCUGCAAUAGAAGGAGAUGAAGAUGAAUGGAUUACUGUUACAGUUAACAACUUUACCCCUUUUGCAUUCACAAUCCAUUUUCAUGGCAUUCUCCAAAAAGGUACUCCUUGGUUUGAUGGGGUCCCUGGGCUAUCUCAAUAUCCAAUUCUAAGUGGCGAUACUUACACCUAUCACUUCCAGUUGAAGGAGCAGUAUGGCUCAGCCUGGUACCAUUCCCACUACAGGGGCUACUCUUCCGAUGGGAUAUUGGGACCAAUAUACAUAAGGCCAAGUCAGCUCAGAGCACGUCCAUAUAAGCUGAUUUCAGAUAAUGACGAAGAUAUUCAAGAAAUAAUUAAGAUGGAGAGAACACCAACAAAUAUAAUAGUAGAUGAUUACUUCAAGAUGCCUAUGGAUGAUACGCUAUUGAAAAUGGAUCAAUACGGCAUUGAUCCUUUGUGUAUUCAGAGUAUUUUAGUGAAUGGGAAAGGAAGAGUAUAUUGUCAUAGUGAACUAGAGUUGAGGAACAGCACGGAAAAGAUUAUUGAUACAAUGGGUUGUUUUAGGGACUUGUUUUCUAAUGGCUAUGCAGACUUAAGGAAUCAUAUGGACAAUUAUGCUCUUGAGAAUCCUGGUUUCUCAUCUCACUGCAGCCCUACAUUUAGUGACAUUUUCAACUUGCAGAUAAAAGGUAAAAAAUGGCACUACAUCAACAUUAUUAAUGCCGGGGCUCAGUACACGAAAUCAUUCUCCAUUGAUGAUCAUGAAUUCCAUGUGAUUGCAAUAGACGGCGUAUUUGUGAUUCCGGAGAAAGUUCAUCAGAUCCAAAUCUCUAGUGGUUCCAGAGUAACCAUUGUGCUUGAAACGGAUAGACAAAUGCACAAUGAUACAAACCGGCCCUUUCUAAUGCGUUUUGCAGCAAUCAGAUGCCCCCAGUACAUAGAAGGAUUGGCCCUUCUUAGUUAUGGUGAAACUCAUUACACAGAUGUUUACGCACAAAAUGGAUUUCGGGUGCAAAACCUCCAGGGGGAAAUAAAUGGAGGGUUCAAAGGAAUUGACAUCCCAAGUCUUCGUCCAUUUGAAGAAAAAACUGUUAAAACUGGAAAGGCCGAUCAUACUUUUAAUCUUUUCCUUAACAGAUCUGGUGUUGUUGAGUUCACAAUGUUUAAAGAUGGGGCAAAGUUACCUGCUUCUUCUGAGUUGCUGCAACCUCUUUAUUUUCAGGAACCAGAAGUAUCAAAAUAUGUUCUAGAUUCUCACAUCAAGCAUGGUGAGGUGGUUGAUAUCAUUAUGAAUAAUUUCCGAAGAUAUAAUCAUCCUAUUCACUUACAUGGUCAUACGUUUAGAUUGAUCAGCUACAAUAACAAAAAAAGCUUCAAAUACAAUACUAUGGAGGAUGCUUUGCUCGACGGCUUUAGUAUAGACUCUAGAUCACCAUGCUUUGAUUCCAUUUUAGUUCCACCCAAUGGUCAUGCAGUAAUACGAUUUGAAGCGAACAAUCCUGGUAUUUGGCUUCUCCACUGUCACAACUUGGGACAUUUGAUUGGAGGAAUGGGUGCUGUGAUCUACGAAUCCUUGCAUGAUAUUCCAGAAAUUCCCCAAUACUUACACGAUCAAGCUCAUGUGCACAACAGUUUGAACACUUUUGUCAGUGGAAUUUUGGGAACUAAUCAUGACACUUCAUAUCUGCUUCUAAAUUAA
Molecule: messenger RNA, 1860 nt
Organism: Suhomyces tanzawaensis NRRL Y-17324
Lineage: Eukaryota; Fungi; Ascomycota; Pichiomycetes; Serinales; Debaryomycetaceae
Exons: 1
Coding region: 1-1860 (619 amino acids)
Molecular function (GO): oxidoreductase activity; copper ion binding
Source: RefSeq, a predicted model, not a curated record